Molecule: messenger RNA, 1005 nt
Organism: Sinocyclocheilus rhinocerous
Lineage: Eukaryota; Metazoa; Chordata; Actinopteri; Cypriniformes; Cyprinidae
Product: phosphoinositide-3-kinase-interacting protein 1-like
Exons: 5
Coding region: 1-732 (243 amino acids)
Biological process (GO): negative regulation of phosphatidylinositol 3-kinase/protein kinase B signal transduction
Molecular function (GO): signaling receptor binding; endopeptidase activity
Source: RefSeq, a predicted model, not a curated record
AUGAGCCCAACUCAUAAAGCUGAGCAAUCACUCUUCCAUAAUCCAGACGAGGACAUUUCUGGGGAUGUGCAUUAUCCAUUAAAUCAAAUUUUAAAGGUUCAUCAUUUUGAUUUCUUCUUGCCAGAUGUUGGAGAUCACAAUUUCUGCCGCAACCCAGAUGGUUCAGAGAAGCCCUGGUGCUAUGUCUCCGUGUCCGAUGGAGCAACCAGAAAAGAAGCCUGUGAUAUUAGGACAUGCCAAGACCAAAACUCCACAGAAGCCACGGCUCCAGAAGAGUCGGUCCCCACUCAGGGACUCACCCCAAGGAUGGUGGAGACCUUCGAAAACGCUGACUCCUUCCCCUCGCAGGUGGAGGGUGCGGCGGUGCAGCCCGUGAAGGGAGUCCAACAGCAGGUCAGGAGUGGACCCAAGAAGAAGAAAGACCUUGGGACUCUCGGUUAUGUUCUGGCCGUCUUCAUGAUGGCCAUUAUCAUCCUACUUGGAGGUGGCAUCACAAUGGGAUACUUCUACAAACGGGGUCGUGACCUCAAGAAACAGCACGAGCAGCGGGUUUACGAGCGUGAGAUGCAUCGCAUCACUCUUCCUCUCUCAGCCUUUGCCAACCCCACCUGCGAGCUGGUGGACGAGAACACCAUCGUCAUCACGGCUGAACCCAACAACCAGACCCCCACUCAGGAGCCCGUCGAGGGGGCCGACCCCCUCAUGGGGACAGCAGGGACCCCCGGAGCCUGAUGGAGGAACAGGAUGAACGCCUGUAAAGGCGUCUUGUUAAGACAUGUCUAUGCAGUAUUGCAGAAUCUCAGAGGACCAAACCCCAUGUCCACCUUCCCUCUGCCUGUCGUCUCUUUUCUCUUUACCUUGCCUUUACAGCACGGUUUCACAGUAAAGGUAGGGCAUAUGCCUUGAGAGAGCAGUGGAAAGCUUUUUUUUUUGUCCCAGACGGUGUCCUUAUUUCCUUAACAAAGUUGUUGGGGAAAGUAGGACAUGUGGGGAUACACUGGAAAA